AUGGUCUCCGACGACCUCCUUGAGAAAUGUCUCCAAAUCCUGCAGGAUCAGGCACUGGAUGAGGAGGAGCAGGUUGAAAAAGUGGAGGACUUCUUGCGCACGAACACCACCCUAUCAGGGUCGCCCUUGGAGAAUGCUGUUCUGGACAUCCUCUGGCGCCAUCGCAAUCGCAACCUGCCAGAUGCAUCGCCCCCUGCCCGGCACACCGUCAUCCGGCGCUCAUCGCCAGCCCCGUGGCAGAUGGCUCGCUCGGCUACACCGCUAUCUCCCCAUCCGACAUUAGGAACAAGCCCCGGAAGUACCUCGUGGAUGCCAAGCCCACGCGGAGCAUUUGCACGGCCUCCGCUCUCAUCCACCGUCUCGCCAUUCACCUCACCCCGACCUUCACCUCGGCUUGCACUUGCGCAGCCGAUUCCUCAUUCCCCAAAUCUGAAUGCAUACGAAUUUUCCGACCAAAGUCAGAUCUCUGACUAUUAUGGAGACCUCGGAGGUGACAAUAAUAUCGACUGGCUAGUCGCAGAUGAUGCCAACAGUACCACCUCGUCUGCGGGCGGGGUCAGCACUCCAGGAGCUUUGAGCGCCACUGCAGUUGAGUUUGUACCGGACAUGAGCCCCCAUGACAUUCUGCGCACGGUGUUGGGCGAUAAACGAACGAACGACGAAAUAGAAGCAGCGCUUGAGGCCAACAGCUACGAUCUCGGAGCUACAAUCGCCUCUCUCUCGCAGGACAUAGAGGCAGAGGCAAUCUCAAAACAACAGGAGGAUGGCCGUGUUCUGGUGGGUAAGUCCAUGGCAAUGGAGCAAGUUCGUCCAGUCACACCACUGGGAAGUAGUCGCAGCCCGGUGGUCUGCAAAUAUUGGCUGUCCACUGGACAAUGUCUCCGGGCGGAUUGCCGAUUCAGCCAUGAUCUUACCACCCAUGUCUGCAAAUACUGGGUCAUGGGUAAUUGUUUAGCUGGCGAUGGCUGUCCCUUUUCGCACGACCCUUCAGCGCUUAUUGGCAACCUGAGUGUCACGGGCGGCAGUCGGCCAGCUUCGCCGGCGAACGCCCCAUUCCAGGUAGACAGCGGCUCCGAGGCCUUCCCGCCCCUACAAGCCGCGGAAAGUGGCGAUCAAUGGGGAAAUCAAUACGUUGGCCGCUAUCCCUCCCACCUUUCUGUUUAUCAAACCUCUAAAUACGCCCCUCCAGGCUUACUUCCUGGGAUGGGCAAAAGAAACGGCAGUGCAACUCAUCUUGGACAUACCAACUCGCGACCAUCAAGUCGUCACCAGAACCGGGAAAUGAAUCUGACGGCGCCAUCUGUAGAUGAUCAAGAUGCCUUCCCGUCUCUGGCUGCGGUGCAAGCAAAGAACGCCGGGAAGAAGCAUCAUGGGAAGCGAGGUGGCCAUAACAACCGUGAUGCAGGCCUGAACAAGGAAAACAUCCCUUCGUCGCUUGCAGAUGUGGUCCGAAUGACCCCGUCUCCUGUUCCAGGGAAAUCAAAGUCGGGUUUCAAAAAUAAAGACACAAAGAGCCGUGAAAAUAGUGCAGCAGCUCAGUCCAUACAAGCCCCGCAAAAUAUUCCUUGGCUUGAGACAGGCACGCGAGCCAACCAACAAUAUAUCAAGUACCGAACGGAAGCCAUCCGCCAUGGAACCGUGAGAAACAAGUUCCUCCAAAGUGCUGCCCAAGCAUGGAACCGGAACGAUGCCCGAGCCGCCAAAGCCUUGUCUUUACGUGGCCAGGCAGAGAACGAUGCCAUGCGUAGAUGCCAUCGAGAAGCUGCACGUCAACUAUACGAAGAACGGAACCAGCAUAUCUCGCAUAAAGGCCUGGAUGAAUCAUCUGAGGAACUCUACAUUGACCUGCACGGGCUUCAUCCCGAAGAAGCCAUCGAAUAUCUCGAGAAAAUCCUUCUCAAGCACGCCAGAGAAGGAUUGCGGGUCGUCUAUGCCAUCACGGGCACUGGUCACCACUCGAAGAAUGGCAAAGACAAAAUCGGCAAGGCCGUCAAAGCAUGGCUCAACGAAUGGCGCUAUCUCUUCCGUGAAUUCAGCGUCCCUGGUGAGCGGGGCGGUUACGUGGGAGGUAUCCUCGGCAUCGAUCCCACCAGUUACGACAAGUCAUUAGCCAAGGAGCUGACUAGUGAUUCGGCGGAGGCUAACGCUGGCGAACCUCCAACCCUAACAAUGGGCAAAGUUCAAUUACUCAAGCGUGAGGACAUAGAGACUUAA
Messenger RNA from Penicillium salamii, 2214 nucleotides. NCBI's taxonomy places the organism in Eukaryota, Fungi, Ascomycota, Eurotiomycetes, Eurotiales, Aspergillaceae. The record is from the annotation of a GenBank genome assembly.